AUGGAUCCUCUCAAUUAUCAUCCGAUAUUUCCGGCUACUAUGUCAGGUAGACGAUUUGAACAGAUUCUGAGGUACUUGAAUUGUGCAGAUGAUGAAAAUAAGGAGGAUAAUCUCUAUAAAGUUAGUUGGCUUGUGAAAUCUAUCAUUAAGUCAAGCCAAAAUAUGUUUUCUCCGCCAGAAGCUUUAUCUCUAGAUGAAUCACUGUUACUUUUCCGAGGCCGAUUACGGUUUCGGGUUUACAUAAAAAACAAAAAAAGUAAAUAUGGGAUUAAGUUCUAUGAGCUGUGUUCCAAUGACGGAUAUGUCCUAAAUAUAGAAAUUUAUAAAGUUAUCGGAAAUCCUAUUGCAAAGGAAAACUCACAGCACAGGGACAUUCGCUCGAAUAGAAAAGGUAAUCCCAAAGAGGUUACUGGAGCCAAGUUGAAAUCUGGGCAACAUAUUUGGAGAAGAAAGGGAAAUGUCCAGAAAGAUAACAAGACGUUCAAAGAGUUCCGAAAUGAUUUAAUAAAAUCCUUACUUGGGAUCUCUCCGGAUCAGAGAGAUGGAAGGGUAUUUGUCAACUUGAUGAAAAAAACAAAGUCUUUGCCAUCCAAAAAAAGUAGAGAAAAUUUGGGCCACGUUUUGGAGGCUAUACCUGUGCCAGAAAACAAAAAAGGUAAAAAAAAAAGAUUUACAAACUCUGUAAACAGUGCUACCUAG
This is a messenger RNA of Acanthoscelides obtectus, 699 nucleotides long. The record is from the annotation of a GenBank genome assembly. Lineage: Eukaryota; Metazoa; Arthropoda; Insecta; Coleoptera; Chrysomelidae.